Fomitopsis serialis is the source of this 1524-nucleotide messenger RNA. RefSeq lists its product as uncharacterized. Gene Ontology annotation, molecular function: zinc ion binding; DNA binding; DNA-binding transcription factor activity, RNA polymerase II-specific. Bases 1 to 1524 code for a protein of 507 amino acids. The record is from RefSeq and is a predicted model, not a curated record. Gene Ontology annotation, cellular component: nucleus. The transcript is spliced from 8 exons. Gene Ontology annotation, biological process: DNA-templated transcription; regulation of DNA-templated transcription. NCBI's taxonomy places the organism in Eukaryota, Fungi, Basidiomycota, Agaricomycetes, Polyporales, Fomitopsidaceae.
AUGGCUUCCAAUGUCAGAGCGUGCUUUAGAUGCAGGCACAAGAAAAUCAAAUGUGACAUUGCUCGCCCGACUUGCCAGAACUGCCUGAAGGCCAAUACUCCGGGAGACUGCAUCUACGGCGAAGAUGCAGAAUAUCCGAACAUCCGUCUGCUCGAGGAAAAAAUAGGCCUUCUUCAGGGACGCAUUGCCUUCCUCGAGAGUACACCUGACUCCCAGCCGAUCAUGCUACACCAUCCUUAUCCUGCGACUGGCUCGGGCUCGAAUGCGACAGAACAGGUGGAUGAUAGCGGUCGUCGCACUCUUCCGCCUGCCACUGUGCAGGAGCUAAUACGGUCCUUCUCCAUCGGUGCUACCGGUGUUGGAUUAUUUCUGUACAUGCCCCGUCUUCUGGAGCGCAUCGCACUCCCAUUGGCCACCCAGACGAAGCACGGACGAGCACUAAUGAACGCCAUCCGUCUCCUAGGUGCCUACCUCUCCGCCGACGCAAGCCUGCAAAGCCUCCAGCCCCUGCUCCUGUCCUACACUCUGAAGGACCUCUCCGCAGCCCUCGUCGAGCUGGACCCCCCAGCGAUCCUGGACGUGCUGCAGACGGAAAUCUUCCUCGCGCACUACUUCUUCUCGAGCAACCGCACGGUCGAGGGCGUGUAUCACAUGGACGCGGCGUCCGCGAUCGUGCUCGCACACCGUCUGCACAAGGUCCGCAGCACGCACUACCCGCGGACGCUCCCGAGCAGGGACGACAUCGAGGAGUGCGAGCGGAUCAACGCGUUCUGGAGCACGUUCAUCCUGGACAGGUGUUGGUCACCCAUCCUGAGCCGUGCGCCCAUCCUGACGGACGCGGAAGUCAGGGGGACGGAGAUCGAUACGCCUUGGCCGCUGAGCAUCGAGGCGUACGAGAAUCACCCGCUCCCAGCCGAAUGGCGCGGCUUCCAGACCGUGCAGAGGUUCCUAUUCGAUGCUCACUUCUCUAACAUCGAACAGUCCCCCCUCGCUCUGCACGCCAAGGCAGCAACGCUGUACAGCCAGGCCCGCCGCAUCGCCGACCAGUUCAACACCUACAUUACCCCUCUGGGAUGGGCAGAGCUCGACAGGCGCAUCGGACAGUUCAUACAGAGCCUGCCCUCGCUCGAGAGCGUCCAGCCCGGGGACCGCCACCUCCAGAGCACCCUGCUCGUCGUGUACACACUCGCGUGUGGCGCAGUCAUCGCGCUGCAGGAGCCCCUCUUGCACCACAGCGUCGGCACCACGAAAGCCGUCUCCGCCGCCUUCGAUGCUGUCAACGUGCUGAACCGCGUCGAUGUUCGCGGGGUGUGCGUAGACCCGAUGGUUGGCGCCGUACUGGUUGCUGUGGCUAAUGUUGUGGUGCGUACGCUGAGGCUCCGCAGGCAGAGCGCUUCCGGGGAAGCCAACGGCAUACGGAUGGCCUUGGCUCGUAUACGCUUUGCGCUGGGAGUGUGGGGCGAACGCAGUGCCUAUAUCAAAGAUCAGGAGUGUCGUGUUGCUGCCAUGCUGGAAGGAGUGUAA